AUGUCUUCAGACCGAUAUGUGUCUCGCAAGGAGGUCAAUGCCUCCUACCGCCCCAAGAGCUCUCUCAUGUCCCCGGGCCUGCAGCGCGCCCGCAAGCCCUACCGCCUGCCCAACGCCAUAACUGGCCUCACGCUCCUCGGAUUCGGCGUCGGCGUCUGGGCGUACUCUAUCAGCGCCGUCAAGCAGGACGACUUCUCCGAUGUCGACAAGCAGGCACUCGAGCUCCAGAAGCAGCUGGCCGACGACGUCGAGGCCGCGCGCGAGACCGGCGCGACAGCGGCCAUGGCGGCAGCGGAACUCGUACCGUUCCCGACCGAGCCGACCCCCAAGCUUCAGCGCACGCUAGCGCGAGAGGGCCUUCUGGCUUCUGCGGUGGACAGGCGGUUCCCGAGGCUGCUCGACCCGGAUCGCAAGACGUUUGUGUGGGGAGCACCGCCGGUGGAUAAUAUCGGGCGGUUGUGGGAUCGACCUUGA
Messenger RNA from Coniophora puteana RWD-64-598 SS2, 474 nucleotides. RefSeq lists its product as uncharacterized. The transcript has 2 exons. NCBI's taxonomy places the organism in Eukaryota, Fungi, Basidiomycota, Agaricomycetes, Boletales, Coniophoraceae. Gene Ontology annotation, cellular component: mitochondrial inner membrane. The record is from RefSeq and is a predicted model, not a curated record. The coding region runs from base 1 to 474 and encodes 157 amino acids. Gene Ontology annotation, biological process: mitochondrial respiratory chain complex IV assembly.